This is a messenger RNA of Dalotia coriaria, 1785 nucleotides long. RefSeq names its product SET domain-containing protein SmydA-8-like. The record is from RefSeq and is a predicted model, not a curated record. The coding region runs from base 221 to 1714 and encodes 497 amino acids. Lineage: Eukaryota; Metazoa; Arthropoda; Insecta; Coleoptera; Staphylinidae. The transcript is spliced from 3 exons.
UAACGCAAUCGGCAGUGGAACGCGCCGACGGACGUUAUAAAACGGCCAGCACCACGAAUUACAAACAUUUCUAAUCCUAACUGAUUCAAGACAACCGACACCGCUUUUUGAAGGUUUGUUUCACUCCAGUUCGAACUGGAUUGCUCCAAAAAUAGUGUAAUAAGUAUUCAUAAAUAGUGCGGGAGAAAUUUGAGACGCUCGUCGACAAAACGUUGUAAUUAUGCCGGAAAAUUGCCUCCAAGUUUUAAAGAACGACAAAGUGGGGCGGUACGCUACUGCGUCAAAGGACCUACAAGCUGGCGAUGUUGUUUUUGAGGAGGAACCAUUCGCAUAUGGUCCAAAAUCAGGGCAUCCGCCAAUGUGCCUGGGAUGUUACCUCCCGGUGGAUUGCAGCUAUCUCUGUAGCAAAUGCAGUUGGCCUGUGUGCAACGCCCAGUGCCAAGAAAAUGCAACACAUGCAAACAACGAAUGCAAAGUUUUCGCUGAAUCCGGUGCUAAGUUUCAGACAAUGGCGGAUCCCACCGAUAUUUGCUUACAGUUUGAAUGUAUCACCCCUUUAAGAGUAUUAUUGGCAAUGGAAGCAAACAAACAACGUUGGGAUAGUGAAGUAGCCUGUAUGCAAUCACACUGUGAAAUUCGCAAAUCGAAACCAAUCUGGGCGUUCAAUCAGAACAACGUGGUGGAAUAUCUUCGUGGUCCUUGCAAACUGACCCGUUUCUCUGAAGAGUUAAUACACAGAGUUUGUGGAAUCUUGGACGUCAACUCUUUUGAAGCGCAUCCUUCUACGGGCGGUUAUUCCAUUCGCUGUUUAUACCCGAAUCUUGCAAUACUCUCUCAUAACUGCGUGGCCAAUACAACACAUACAAUUUUUCAAGAUCUGAAAGUUCAGUGCCGUACAAGUGUGCCGCUAAAAAAAGACCAAGAGUUGUAUUCUAGCUACGCAUACACCAUCCUUCCCACACUGGUCCGACGCGCUUAUCUGGAAGAAUCAAAAUACUUCCUCUGCGAUUGCUUGCGAUGCAAAGACGCUACUGAACUUGGCACUCAUCUAGGUACUCUAAAAUGUUCCAAAUGCGACAAUGGCGUGUUAAUCUCCACGGAGCCGUUGAAUUUCGAAGCGGAAUGGAAGUGCACCCACUGUGACUUCCGUACCAAAGCGACAGCAGUCAGAAGGGUAUAUGAAGCUAUCCAAAUGGAGUUGGAUAAUGUGGAUGCGAACGUCGAAGAGCCAGCUGAAGCAAUCGAAGCAAGAGAAACACUCUAUCGGAAAUACAGAAGUGUGAUGCAUCCGCGAAAUGCUUACCAUACAAUGCUGAGGCUAUCUUUAGCACAAAUGUAUGGAAAACUAGACGGAUACAUCAUCGAAGACCUGCCGGAUUUACUUCUUGAAAGAAAAGUUGAGCUAUGCAUGCAGAUCUUAGAGAAUUUAGAUGUUAUUGAACCGGGAUAUACACGAACAAGAGGUUUAAUCUUGUAUGAACUGCACGCGCCGCUAAUUCUCAUCGCGAAGAAUUUAUACAAAAACGCAGUGAUUACAAAGGAAGAACUCAAACGGAAAUUAAACGAAGCAGCUGAGAAAUUAGAAGAAGCCGUGAAGAUACUCUGCCUGGAACCUGAGUAUACCCAGGAGGGAAUGUUGGGUAGAAAUGCAAAACCUGCUCUGGAACGAAUCAAAGAAAGUUUUUUCGAUGAGAUUUUAAACGCUGAUUUGUAGAAAUGUUUCUUUUCAAUAGUAUUAUGUAUGUUAUGAUUUCUGAUUGAAUAAAAGAUUUUAUCGCAGUACAA